UCCUCAUCUGCAAUGCUGUUUUCCUGGAGAAGAGGCCCCGGACCUCAUCGCUUGCUGUUGUCGCUUCUGCUCUUCGCAGCCUGGGAGGCGGGGAGCGGUCAGGUCCACUACUCGGUGCCCGAGGAGGCCAAACACGGCACGUUCGUGGGCCGCAUCGCGCAGGACCUGGGGCUGGAGCUGGCGGAGCUGGUGCCGCGCCUGUUCCGGGUGGCGUCCAAAGGCCGCGGGGACCUUCUGGAGGUGAAUCUGCAGAACGGCAUUCUGUUUGUGAAUUCUCGCAUCGACCGCGAGGAGCUGUGCGGGCGGAGCGCGGGGUGCAGCAUCCACCUGGAGGUGAUCGUGGACAAGCCGCUGCAGGUCUUCCACGUGGAGGUGGAGGUGAAGGACAUUAACGACAACGCGCCAGUCUUCAGAGAAAGAGAACAAAAGGUAUUUAUAUCAGAAUCUGCGCCUCUGGACUCUCAUUUUCCUCUAGAGGGCGCUUCAGAUCCGGAUAUUGGAGUAAAUUCUCUUUUGACCUAUAGGGUAAAUGCAAACGAGCAUUUUGAACUUAAAAUAAUAACAAAAACUGAUAAAGGUGUACUGCCGGAACUGGUUCUUAGAAAACCAUUGGAUAGAGAGUCAACUCCAGAGCUUAAUUUAUGGCUCACAGCCACAGAUGGAGGUAGGCCGGAGCUAACAGGAACUGCUCAGAUUCUAAUAACCAUCCUUGAUGUGAAUGACAACGCCCCGGAAUUUGAUAAAACUGUCUAUAAAGUAGUAUUGUUUGAAAACGUCGAAAACGCCACGAGAGUCAUCCAACUGAACGCCUCUGAUGUAGAUGAUGGUUUAAAUAGAGAAAUUAUCUAUGGAAUCAGGAUGAUCCUGCCAGUGAGUGAGAAAUGCUUCUUUUCGAUAAACCAGGAUACAGGUGACAUCCGCAUAUAUGGGAAACUAGAUUAUGAAGAAAAUAAUGCGUAUGAAAUUCAGGUUAAUGCUAUAGAUAAAGGAAUUCCUUCCAUGGCAGGUCAUUGCACAGUUCUGGUGGAAGUUCUAGACUUGAAUGACAAUGCCCCUGAAGUAGUAGUCACUUCACUGUCACUUCCCAUUCAAGAGGAUGCCCAAGUGGGCACAGUGGUGGCCCUGAUCAGUGUGUCUGACCGAGACUCUGGGACUAACGGGCAGAUAACGUGCUCAUUAACACGCAAUGUCCCCUUUAAAUUGGUGUCCACCUUCAAGAAUUACUACUCGCUGGUGCUGGACGGCGCCCUGGACCGCGAGAGCGUGCCGGCCUAUGAUCUGGUGGUGACGGCGCGUGAUGGAGGUAAGCCUGAGCUGACGGGCACAGUUCAGCUACUGAUCUCAGUGCUGGAUGUGAAUGAUAAUGCGCCAGAAUUUGACCAACCCGUUUAUAAAGUCAGAUUGCCCGAGAACGCGUUUAAUGGAACAUUAGUGAUCAAGCUAAAUGCCACAGAUCCUGAUGAUGGCUCAAAUGGAGACAUAAUCUACUCAUUCAAAAAGCCUGCACUGUCUACAGUCGUAUAUGCAUUUAUCAUAAAUUUCACUAAUGGAGAAAUUAGGACAUAUGGUAAUCUGGAUUUUGAAGAAAAGAAAUUAUACGAAAUACUUGUGGAGGCUGUUGACCAGGGGAAUAUUCCAAUGGCCGGUCAUUGUACUGUUCUGGUGGAAGUACUAGACAUAAAUGAUAAUGCCCCAGAACUUACCAUCACUUCUUUGUCACUGCCUAUCAGAGAGGACGCUCAUCCUAGCACUGUUAUCGCCUUGAUCAGGGUGUCCGACUUGGACUCAGGCAACAAUGGGCAGGUAACCUGCACUCUGACACCCAACACCCCCUUCAAGUUGGUGUCCACCUUCAAGAAUUACUACUCGCUGGUGCUGGACGGCGCCCUGGACCGCGAGAGCGUGCCGGCCUAUGAUCUGGUGGUGACGGAGAAGUUUGAGGGGGACCAUUCCCGACUUGUCCCGCCCUGGUCAGCUCUGUUUAACUGUGGACGGCAAAACCUAAGAGUCUUCAGUCUACUGCGGAGCGAGGUUGAGGGUGGAGCACUGAAUGCACCGCUGCACUUGGCUUGGACUCCUUAA
Messenger RNA from Elephantulus edwardii (Cape elephant shrew), 2082 nucleotides. RefSeq names its product protocadherin alpha 12 (gene PCDHA12). Gene Ontology annotation, biological process: homophilic cell-cell adhesion. Gene Ontology annotation, molecular function: calcium ion binding. Gene Ontology annotation, cellular component: plasma membrane. Bases 13 to 2082 code for a protein of 689 amino acids. The transcript has 3 exons. Lineage: Eukaryota; Metazoa; Chordata; Mammalia; Macroscelidea; Macroscelididae. The record is from RefSeq and is a predicted model, not a curated record.